AGUCCUGCCCCCCCCUAGGCCCCGCCCUGCAGGGUGGGGGGCUCAGGAAACCUUCCGCCCAGGUUCUCACGCACCUCAAAGAACUCGUGAUCCCGCGGGAAGCGCACGGGGCGCGGUGUGAACCGGAAGGGCGCCGCCCCAGCUGCAGGGCUCCGCUCCACCGGCAGCGGUUCGGCUGCCCCGGGCGUCCCGGCCAGGCGGGAAUAGAGCGCAGGGGGAAGCAACAUCUCCACGGCCGCCGCAGCCCUUCGGCCACCGUCGGCGGGGCGGUGACGGACGUGACGUCUAUUAACUUCCUGUGGCAACCCUGCGGGGCGGAACGCGGCGCGCGGAGGAGAAUAUUGCUAUGUUGGUGUCUCAGAGCUAAACUAUGAGUGAAUUUCGGAUUCACCAUGAUGUCAAUGAGCUGCUCAGCCUGCUACGCAUCCAUGGUGGGGACGGGGCUGAGGUCUACAUUGACCUGCUGCAGAAGAACCGGACACCAUAUGUUACAACCACAGUCUCUGCCCACAGUGCCAAGGUUAAAAUUGCAGAAUUUUCUCGUACUCCUGAGGACUUUUUAAAGAAGUAUGAUGAACUGAAGUCUAAAAAUACAAGAAACCUUGACCCACUGGUAUACCUGCUAUCAAAGCUCACAGAAGACAAAGAGACACUGCAAUAUUUGCAACAGAAUGCAAAGGAAAGAGCUGAGCUUGCAGCUAAUGCUGCCAUCAGCAGCACCACCAGCUUCAACAUCCCUGUUACAGCCUCUAAGAUGUCCACACAGGAGCUAGAAGAACUGAGGAAGCAGCUUGGCAGUGUGGCCACAGGCUCUACACUGCAGCAGUCUCUGGAACUUACAAGAAAGAUGCUUCGAGACAAACAGAACAAAAAAAAUUCAGGCCAGCCCCUCCCGGUCUUCCCAGCGUGGGUAUAUGAGAGGCCAACACUGGCUGGAGAUUUCCUGAUUGGUUCGGGCUUAAGCUCAGACACAGCUUUGCCUAUAGGUACACUGCCCUUGGCCUCCCAGGAAUCAGCAGUGGUGGAAGAUCUGCUCUAUGUGCUUGUGGGUGUGGAUGGCAGGUACAUCACUGCUCAGCCCUUGGCUGGGAGGCAGAACCGUACCUUCCUUGUGGACCCCAACCUGGACCUGUCCAUCCGGGAGCUAGUAAAUAGAAUCCUCCCUGUGGCUGCCAGCUACUCUACUGUAACCAGGUUCAUUGAGGAGAAGUCUUCAUUUGAAUAUGGCCAGGUGAACCAUGCCUUGGCUGCUGCCAUGAGGACCCUGGUAAAGGAAUACCUGAUCCUGGUCACACAACUGGAACAGCUGCACAGGCAGGGCCUCCUGUCACUGCAGAAGCUCUGGUUCUACAUCCAGCCAGCCAUGCGAACCAUUGACAUCCUUGCCUCUCUUGCCACCUCAGUGGAUAAAGGCGAGUGUGUGGGCGGGUCAACGCUGAGCCUUCUCCAUGAUAGGAGCUUCAACUACACAGGGGACAGCCAGGCGCAAGAGCUUUGCCUCUAUCUGACCAAGGCGGCCAGUGCGCCCUACUUUGAGAUCCUGGAGAAGUGGAUCUACAGGGGCAUCAUUCAUGACCCAUACAGUGAGUUCAUGGUGGAGGAGCAUGAGCUGCGGAAGGAGAAGAUCCAGGAGGACUACAAUGACAAGUACUGGGACCAGCGCUACACUGUGCUGCCGCAGCAGAUCCCAUCCUUCCUGCAGAAGGUGGCAGGCAAGAUCCUCAGCACAGGAAAAUAUCUAAAUGUGGUCAGAGAAUGUGGUCAUGAUGUCACCUGUCCUGUAGCCAAAGAGAUCAUCUACACACUCAAAGAGCGGGCAUAUGUGGAACAGAUUGAGAAGGCGUUCAACUAUGCCAGCAAGGUGCUGCUGGACUUCCUCAUGGAGGAGAAGGAGCUGGUGGCCCACCUGAGGUCCAUCAAGCGCUACUUCCUGAUGGACCAGGGGGACUUCUUUGUGCACUUCAUGGACCUUACUGAGGAGGAGCUCAGGAAGCCAGUAGAGGACAUCACACCCACACGCCUGGAGGCUCUGUUGGAGCUGGCCCUGCGAAUGAGCACUGCCAACACUGACCCCUUCAAAGAUGACCUCAAGAUUGACCUGAUGCCUCAUGACCUCAUCACUCAGCUUUUGCGGGUUCUGGCCAUCGAGACCAAGCAGGAGAAGGCAAUGACUCAUGCUGACCCCACGGAGCUCACACUGAGUGGUCUGGAGGCCUUCUCCUUUGACUACAUGGUCAAGUGGCCCCUGUCCCUGAUUAUCAAUAGGAAGGCGCUCACCCGCUACCAGAUGCUCUUCCGGCACAUGUUCUACUGCAAGCACGUGGAGCGGCAGCUCUGCAGUGUCUGGAUCAGCAACAAGACCGCCAAGCAGUACGCGUUGCACUCUGCAAAGUGGUUUGCUGGUGCUUUCACUUUGCGGCAGCGAAUGCUCAACUUUGUCCAGAAUAUUCAGUACUAUAUGAUGUUUGAAGUGAUGGAACCAACCUGGCACAUCCUUGAAAAAAACCUGAAAUCUGCUUCCAACAUUGAUGACGUCCUUGGCCACCACACAAGUUUCCUUGACAACUGCCUGAAGGACUGCAUGCUGACCAACCCUGAGCUGCUGAAGGUUUUUUCCAAGCUCAUGUCUGUGUGCGUCAUGUUUACCAAUUGUAUGCAGAAAUUUACACAGAGCAUGAAACUGGACAGUGAGCUAGGCCGGCUGACACUGGAGCAGGGUAGUGUGCAGGGGCCACCCACAGAGACUGAACGGAUUGAAGAUCGCCCCCGGAAAGAGCCUGCCAGGAAGCACCUGUCCGAGCAUGUGGAUACUCCUCAGCUGGUCCCUGGUUUGGAGGCCACCAUCAAUAACUUUGACAAAAACUUUUCUGCCCAUCUUCUUGAUUUGCUGGCCCGACUAAGUGUCUACAGCACCAGUGACUGUGAACAUGGCAUGGCCAGUGUCAUCUCCAGGCUGGAUUUCAAUGGUUUCUAUGCCGAACGCCUGGAACGUCUGUCUGCAGAGAGGAGUCAGAAGGCUGCCCCCCAAGUGCCUGUCCCAAGGGGGCCCCCAGCACCAACACCCAGGGUGGCCAUCCCUGCACAAUGAGCUCCCUUUUAAAUAUCUUCCUGGAACGUGGGUGUUGUGUAUCAUUACUGUUUAAAUGUGGUUGGAGUUUC
Molecule: messenger RNA, 3159 nt
Organism: Peromyscus leucopus (white-footed mouse)
Lineage: Eukaryota; Metazoa; Chordata; Mammalia; Rodentia; Cricetidae
Gene: Tubgcp2
Product: tubulin gamma complex associated protein 2
Exons: 18
Coding region: 371-3088 (905 amino acids)
Biological process (GO): spindle assembly; cytoplasmic microtubule organization; microtubule nucleation
Cellular component (GO): centrosome; spindle pole; gamma-tubulin small complex
Molecular function (GO): microtubule minus-end binding; gamma-tubulin binding
Source: RefSeq, a predicted model, not a curated record